Messenger RNA from Pseudopodoces humilis (Tibetan ground-tit), 3651 nucleotides. NCBI's taxonomy places the organism in Eukaryota, Metazoa, Chordata, Aves, Passeriformes, Paridae. The record is from RefSeq and is a predicted model, not a curated record.
AAGACGGGACAUUUAGUGACGGCGGAGAGGAUCGACAGAGAGCAGCUGUGCGAGCGUGUGCAGCAAUGCGUGCUGCGCUGUGAGCUGAUCGUGGAGGGGGAAAUGAAGGUUUACCGAAUCCACGUGGAAAUCAUGGAUGUUAACGAUAACCCCCCUAGCUUCAAGGAUGCUGAGCUGGAGGAGAGGAUUAGCGAGACGACAACCCCGGGGUCGAGAUUUCUUCUGGCCAGGGCUCACGACCCGGAUUCGGGCCGGAAUUCCCUGCAGAGCUACGAGCUGAGCGGUGACGAGCACUUCUCGCUGGCCGUGCAGGCGGGCCCCGGCGGCGAUCAGCGUCCCGAGCUGGUGCUGGCCAAGGCGCUGGACCGGGAGGAGGCGGCGUUUCACGAGCUGGUGCUGAGGGCGAUGGACGGCGGCGAUCCGGCACGGACGGGCACGGCUCGGAUCCGUGUGACCGUGCUGGAUGCGAACGACAACGCGCCCGUGUUCAGCCAGGCGGAGUACACGGUGCGUGUGCCCGAGGACGUGCCCGUGGGCUCUGUCCUCGUCACCGUCACGGCCACGGACGCCGACGAGGGGCUGAACGGGGAAGUUAAAUACUCGUAUAAGAAAGAGACAGACAGGGCUAUUUUCCGUCUGGACUCUGAGAGUGGAGCGAUCACUCUGUUGCAGAGCCUGGACUUCGAGAAAGGCUCCUCUUACGAACUGGAGGUGCAGGCACGGGAUGGCGGAGGCCUUUUCGACACUGCCAAAAUCGCGAUCACCGUCACAGACAUAAAUGAUAACGCACCUGUGAUUUCUAGCUCCUCGAUUCCCCUUUCCGCGGGUAUGAAAAAACUCGCCAAACUAAACUCCGACUCUCGCUUUUCGGUGGCUGAUGGAGGUGAGCUGCCAACGGAGCUGGGCAGAGGCUCGCUCGUGGGGCCGCUGGCGCGGGACCUGGGGCUCAGCGCGGACGAGCUGCCGGCGCGCAAGCUGCGGCUGAGCGAGGAGAAGCAAUACUUCACGGUGAAUGAGGAGAACGGCAACCUGUACGUGAACGAGAGGCUGGACCGGGAGGAGAUGUGCGGCGAGUCGGCGUCCUGCUCUGUCAGCUUCGAGGUGGUGGUUCACAACCCUCUGAACGUUUUCCGCGUGCAAGUGGACAUCCAGGACGUGAAUGACAACGCGCCGCGAUUUCUUAAGGAAAAUAUCCACUUUGAAAUCAAUGAGUUGACAUCUCCCGGUGCUCGAUUCGCCGUGGGCGUGGCCGAGGACGCAGACGUGGGCAGUAACUCACUGCAGGGCUACGAGCUGGAGGCCAACGGGUACUUCGCGGUGGAGGUGAAGGAGAGCCAGGACGGCAGCAAGUUUGCGGAGCUGGUUCUGCGACGUGCGCUGGAUCGAGAGAGCGAGCCCAGCCUGCGUCUGCUGCUGACGGCGCUGGAUGGCGGAGACCCGCCCCGGACUGGCACCGCCCAGCUCUGGAUCAACGUCACCGAUGCAAAUGACAACCCUCCUGUGUUCGCGCAGGAUCGGUACCGGGUCAGCCUGCGAGAGGACACUCCUCCGGGAUUCGCGGUGCUGAACGUCUCUGCCUCCGAUGCUGACGCCGGCACAAAUGCCCACAUCACCUACGGCUUCGGGAAAAUGCCGGCCAAGGUACUUCAGAAAUUCGUGCUGGAUGCAGAGAGCGGGUCUAUCAUGCUGCAGGAUGAGAUGGAUUUUGAGGAUACGCGAGGUUACAUGUUGCUGGUGGAGGCGAGGGACGGAGGGGGUUUGGUAGCGCACUGCAAGGUGGAGGUGGAGGUGCUGGACGUGAACGACAACGCGCCCGAGAUCACCAUUCUAUCCCUGUCGAGCCCGGUGCCCGAAGAUUCUCCAGCUGGUACCGUGGUGGCCGUGCUGAAAGUGCGGGACAGAGACUCCGGCGAGAACGGUCAGGUGUCGUGCGAGCUGUCGGGGGAGGCGGCGCUGUCGCUGGUGGCGUCGUCGGGCGGCUCGUACAAGGUGGUGACGGCGAGCGCGCUGGACCGCGAGCAGGCGUCGGAGCAGCGCGUGACGGUGGUGGCCCGGGACCGGGGCAGGCCGUCGCUGUGGAGCAGCAGGGAGCUGGUGCUGGAGGUGUCGGACGUGAACGACAACGCGCCGGUGUUCGAGGAGGCGGCGUACAGCGCGUACGUGGCGGAGAACAACGCGGCGGGCGCGCUGGUGCUGCGCGUGCAGGCGCGGGACGCGGACGCGGGCGCCAACGGGCGCGUGAGCUACUGGCUGGCGGGCGGCAGCGCGGGCGCGGCGGGCGCGGCGCCGCUGGUGUCGGUGGAGGCGCGGAGCGGCGCGCUGUACGCGCAGCGCUCCUUCGACUACGAGCAGUGCCGCGAGUUCGCGGUGGCCGUGCGGGCGCAGGACGGCGGCGCGCCGGCGCGCAGCUCCACGGCCACGGUGCGCGUCUUCGUGCUGGACCGCAACGACAACGCGCCGCGGGUGCUCUGGCCGGCGGCGGCGGCGGCAGCGGGAGAGGCGGCGGCGGGAGGGGCGGCGUCUCCGUUCGAGGUGGUGCCGCGCUCGGCCGAGGCCGGCUACCUGGUGGCCAAGGUGGUGGCGGUGGACGCGGACGCGGGGCGCAACGCGUGGCUGUCGUACGAGCUGGUGCAGGCGUCGGAGCCGGCGCUGUUCCGCGUGGGGCUGCACAGCGGCGAGGUGCGCACGGCGCGCGCCGUGUCCGAGCGGGACGCGGCCAAGCAGCGUGUGGUGGCCGUGGUGAAGGACCACGGGCAGCCGGCGCUGUCGGCCACGGCCACGCUGCACAUGGUGCUGGCCGAGAGCUUGCAGGAGGCGCUGCCGGAGCUCACAGACAGAGAAGCCGUGUCCGAGCUGACUUCUGAUCUGAACCUCAUUCUUGUUGUGUCGCUCUCCGUCGUGUCCUUAUUAUUUGUUUCCACGGUCGGGUUUUUUUUCUUCUUUAAAUGUCGACAGUCGAGGAGCCCUCCCAUUUUUAUAACUUCUGAUAAGGAACUGUAUUCCACCUUGGGCUCAAAAGCACCAUACAACUACUGCAGCAGCACGCUGCCCUUGCCCUAUUCCUACGAGGUGUGUUUAGCCUCCGAGUCGGGGCAGAAGGACUUCACGUUCCUGAGGCCAGGAGCGGCAGCCUUGUCUACCCGUCUCCUAUCGGCUGAUCCCGGCUCAGGCACUCCUUCUGGGAAGGACCCUCCUAGCUCCGGGAGCUCGGCUCAGUCUGUAGAGCUGGAGCUGAUGCUUCAGUGUAACUCCAAGCCUGGCAUCGAGCAGAAGGAGCUUUUUGUUCCCUGCUGCCACCGGCUUCUGUGGAACCUCAGUGGAGUCGAGAAAAAUGCCCAAGCUCUGCCCGCUCCAUCCCCGCUGUCCUCGAGCGGAGGUGGCCGCGCUCCCUCCGGCGGGGCUCGGCGGCGGCGGGGCUCGGCGCCCUGCGCUCUGUGCAGUUAUUGGACGGGACUCUGUGUGCCGCUGUCGGCCAAUGAUGGAGCGGGGGGGAACUGGCGGCCCGGCCCCGCUCGGAGCAGGGAUGAGGCGCAGACGGUCUCAGAGAGACUGGGAGUGAGUCACCGCCGAGCCCGCCGAGCAAUGCCCGGCUCCCCGCCGCCGCCGCCGCUUCCCGGGGCCGCUGGGCAGCGGCAUGAGGGGGCGAGCUGA